AUGGGAAAAGGCAAAGGCACGAAGGGCUACGGUUACGGCGACCGCGAUGCUUGGGCCCCGGCGUGGUCGCCGUCGCAGCACCAGGCGCCGUCUGGGUAUGAAGGCGAGGGCCGCACUUCGACGCGUCGACUUCUUGGCCGCGACUCGAUGGCCAAGAAGUUCCUGCGGCCCUACGCGGCCUCUUCUGGCAACUUCCUGUACGGCGACGGCACCGAUGUGGAGAUGCUCGCGAAGACAUGUUUGCGACAGCUGCUCACCACGGAGGUAUCGGAACUAUCCCGCCGCCCUGCGUACGGGUUUUCCAUGCUAUCCACGACCCUUCGGGCUUUCGCCGCCGGCUUGCAAAGCGACGAGGCCAAGUCGUCGGAAGCCGCUCUGGCGUCACUCCUCCAAGGCAGCCAGGAAGGCAAAGCCUUCGUGGAACGUCUCGCAAAGACCGACUUCGAGACGGCGAAGCAUCGGCCGCAAGACUGUGAGGAUGCCUUCGAGAAGAUCUUGACCUUCUUGAAGGAAAACAAGGCAAUGCUCUACGAGCACUUGGCCCGCGUGGCUGCCCAUGGAGCUCUGCUCUACGUUGGCGGACUACAUGCUCUGGACGGGCUCAUCAAAGCCGAUGGCUUGGCAGCUUGGUGCUCGCAGGUUCCCUCCGACGAGUUCCUGCAGAAAGCCUUGGACAAGUGGAAGGCGGGCGGUAAGAAGCCGGCUGCCGCGGCCACAUUCUUGGUGGAGGCGUACAGAGCACGCAAGAAGAGCGAAGCCGCCUGGAAGCAAGGUGGAGCACUCAUUCGAGGGGACGAUUCGGACGAUGCAGCCGACGAUCGCGCCCGAGCACUCUCUUCGUCCUCAUCUUCGGAGACGUCCAAGAAGCCGAAGAAGGCGAGAAAGUCCAAGAAAGACAAAGGCGGUAAGAAGCACAAGAAGAAGUCGAGUUCAUCCUCAAGCGAGUCCAACAAGAAGAAGGACGACAAAUCCAAGAAAGACAAGGACGGCAAAGAUGACGAGAAGAAAAAGCAGAAAGACGACAAGGACAAGAACCAUGACAAGGACAAGGACAAGAAAGACAAGGACGGCAAGAAGGACGCAAAGCAAGCGCCGAAGGCCGACGAGGACCGGAGCAAAGACAAGAAGAAGCGAGGGUCUUCGAAUUCUUCACAAAAGGAGAACAAGAAGAAGGAGCGCAAGUCUUCGAGGUCCGAGGAGCCGGCUGCAACCGUUGACAAAAUGAAGAUCCACUUCGUCUCGGCCCUGGACCCUGCCAUCGUCGCCGACGAGACAAACCGUCUCCACGAGGUUAAGAUGGAGGACGAUCUGACGGUCGAGGGCACGGCACGCUAUGUGUUAGAGGACCAGGGGAUGGCCGGGGACCUCGUCAACUGGACGGCCCAUGUGCUGCAGGAUGGCAAGUGCGUGCCCAUUGCUGCAAGCACCACACCAGCAACUGGAGCCCCCGAGGUCGUCUUCGUGCGCAAGGUUGUCUUCCCGUCGAAAAGUGCAUGCAGCGCCUGCCCUGGACUCCAGGCGGCAAACGCCGAAGUGUCUCUUCGUGAUCGUCUGGCUCACGCCUGCAUCGACUUCGACUACUUCAUCCUGUGGCUUCGGCGCCAGGUCGAGUUGCUCACGGUCCUGCGAGGCCUCCCUGUCUUGGGACAUGGCGCCUGCGGGGAUGCCGUGGUGGCCAUAGCCGACUUCUGCGUGCCCGCACGACCGGCGGCGGAGCUGCCAGAUCCUGAUGACCUUGUCGCUCAUCUCCCACCCCUUCGAGCUGACGACGGGCGUGAUUGGACGACACUUGAGGUUCGUAUCCUCCGAGUGCAGAACGCUGCCCUACGGGGUCACCUUCUGCGGCUAGGCGUCCUCGCCCGCGACCUGGAAAACCGCGAGGGCGCUGCCUUGUAUGCCUGCCGCUGCCGCGCGAACCUUCCGGCGGCGGAGACGUUCCACCUCGCACACCUGCUCUUCCAGACUGCCGAAGGCCUCCUCGCCGGCACCAACCGACAGCAGACAGCCAGAGCGUGUCGACGGUGGGACCGGCACAUCUUGGCGAGUCGCGACGCUGCCGGUUCCGGCGUGGUGGAAGUCUUCGCUCGUCUCGAAUUCCAGGACGGGAAACGCAAAAGGCACGUGGGCCCGGGUCAAUCCUAUCAUGGCUCCGGGCGUGUCCACUUGCACCUCUUGAUCUGGCUUAAAGACGCCGACGGCAUCGACUGGCCGCGAGUCGUGCGGGCAGACAUCCCGGACGCAACCGCGGAGCCAGAACUGCACGAUUUGGUGCGUGAUUCCCAGCAGGACUGGGACGACAGCGCCUGGCCACGGAGAGAUGGUCCCACGGUCUUUGACAGCGCAACAGGCGUCCUGCACCUUCACCAUCCGGCCGAUGCCCACGCAGCACAUGUCCGGGCCUACCUGCCCGACCUGCUGGGGGCGCUGCAGUGUCACAUGGACGUGCAGAUGGGCGACGGCCGUGGGCUGUUGCUGCAGUACGCGGCCAGCUACAACGCCAAGUUCAGCGACCAGUUCGCAACCGCCUGGCUGAACGACGAGGCAACAGACUUCCAACUGGCCCGGAAGGUUCUUAUGGAGUACCACCCACUCGAGCCCGAGAUGUGGCUCCAACUCGCCGGGCAGCAGUUUCGGCAGGUGCUCCAAACCGGCGUGCUGCGCCGCGUGGUCGUGCGCCCGCCCUGGGCCGGCUUUCCGCCGAGCCGUUGGGAGUCGCUCUACGUGGCCUGUGACUGGCGGUCCGAGAGCUGCACACUCCUGGAAUACCUGCGCCAGUGCAACCAGUCCGGAGUCAAGCGCAAGAACAAGCGCCGGGUGCUGGUGGCGGCGACGCUACACUCGCCUCUGAGGGACAGCUACUUCGGGCAGUGGCUGUUGCUCAACGUGCCCUUCCGUUCCCUUGCUGAUCUGUGGGACGAUCGGGCGGCGAAGGUGCCCGAAGGCUAUCGGAUGCUGGCCUUGUGUCUGCUGCACCGUCCCGGCUACUGGCGUCGCCUCCACGACGUGCAGCGUGAUUUACAGUUGGAAGGCCGCAAGGACGCCCACAUCUGCAACGUACUGAGCAUGUUGGAGGCUCGCACCGCGGUCGUCGACGCCUAUCUCUCCGGCCAAUUGGCGCUCGACGUGGACAUGCCUCCGCAGCCGGACCUCCUCGCCGCCCCCGAAGUCGGCUAUCGUGGAGAAUUGGAUCCGGAGCAAGCAGUCGUGGUGGAACACGUCCGGAACAUGGUUCGCUGGGCACUCGAGCGCCGGUACCCCGAAGACGCAGACCCCGCCCAGCUGCACGACUUCCUCGACCGAACUCGCCACUCGCCCCCACAGGUGCUGCAGCCCUUCUGCGUGCUGGGGCCUGCCGGGUCAGGAAAGAGCACCGCGCUGGAGGUGGCCGUCCAGCGCGCCGCAGAGGCCGGCGCCCAUGUCGGCAUUGCGUGUCCUACCGGCAUGCUCGCGAGCGCCUACCGGGAGAAGUUCCCUGGUCUGGAUGUCGACACCUUGCACGGCAUGUUUCUCCUGCACCUGCCCCAGGAGGAGACGUGGGAUUGCAUGGGGAGCUUUGACUUGAUCGUCAUCGACGAGGUGGGCCAGCUCUCCCGCAUGACGUUCGAGCGCCUGCUGUGGUUAUGGGACAACGCAGAUCGCCGCCCGGCUUUGGUGUUCGUUGGCGACUUCCACCAGCUACGGGGCAUGGACCCCACGAGGGCCUCCGACAGCCCUCGCUGGCGGGGCGUCGUGAAGCGCCACCUGCAGACGAUGCGGCGGUGCAAAUGUCCCGAGUUGCGCUGGAAGCUAGAGCUCCUGCGCACCACCAAGCCUUCCAAGGAGCAGUUGCUCCGCAUCCUGCGCGGGCAUCGGGCAAUGCCCGAUCGGGGCCCCGGCGUCAGUCCGGAACCCACGGAGCUGGACGUCCAGGGGAUCCUACAGGAAACGCCGCACACCUUGUUCCUGACGAUCACUCGCCGCCACGCCGCGCUCCUCAACGAUCUUGCCGUCCGAGCCCUAUACGGAAAUGCCGAGCCCCUCUGCUUCGUGCCGGGCGACUAUGAAAGCAACGUGGACAACUACGACGACCUCGGUCAGCUCGUGGACUGUCAGCCGCUGCAUCUUCCUAUCCACGAGGGCAUGCGUGUGACGCUCACCCGGAACGUGCAGAAGGAGCAGAACUUUGUCAACGGCAUGCGUGGGGUCGUGCUGGCCGUGCAACGCUCCUCCGUACUGGUCCUCACGCACUGUGGCAACGUGGUCUCCGUGUUUCCCUACACGGACGACGAGAUUGUCGUCGCCGGGGAGAACCGACGGAUCACCUACUUGCCGAUCAGGCUCGGGUAUGCGACGAACUUGCAGAAGAUCCAGGGGGCGACCCUCGACCACGUGACGAUAUGGCUCGACGUCCCCAACGUGGAGGCCGCGGCCUAUGUGGCGUUGUCCCGAGUCCAGUACGACCAGAACUGGCGCUUCCUGGGGCACGUGACGCGGCACCACUUCACCCCGGCCUCGGGCGUCUGA
Molecule: messenger RNA, 4503 nt
Organism: Symbiodinium natans
Lineage: Eukaryota; Dinophyceae; Suessiales; Symbiodiniaceae
Source: the annotation of a GenBank genome assembly